Messenger RNA from Medicago truncatula (barrel medic), 1845 nucleotides. RefSeq names its product pentatricopeptide repeat-containing protein At1g77170, mitochondrial. The transcript has a single exon. Gene Ontology annotation, biological process: RNA modification. NCBI's taxonomy places the organism in Eukaryota, Viridiplantae, Streptophyta, Magnoliopsida, Fabales, Fabaceae. Gene Ontology annotation, molecular function: protein binding; RNA binding. Bases 191 to 1534 code for a protein of 447 amino acids. The record is from RefSeq and is a predicted model, not a curated record.
CCUUGUAACAAAAUAAAAAUCUAAUUAGAGAAUGUUAAUUAGUUUUAUCGAAAAAUAGGUAAGAAUGGGAAAUUAAGAAAAUGCAUAAAUUGAUAAAUUGCUCCUUAAACUGUCUAAAAGAGGGAGUGGUGAUUGUCACAUGUCAUGCCACCGGCGGUGAGUCGAUGAUUGAAGCAACCAACGUUGGCUCAUGUCCCGCUUCUUCCUCACAUGGCGUCGUUGUUUCUGUUCCGUUCCCCAACACUCCAUUACGAGUGGAAAUGACCCAGUUACAGUGAUAGCUACAUUGUUGUCUAACACUACUCGUAUACGCGACCUGAACCAAAUAUACGCUCACAUUCUUCUAACUCGCUUUCUUGAAUCCAAUCCUGCUUCUUUCAACUGGAACAAUAUCAUAAGAUCUUACACUAGACUAGAAUCACCUCAAAAUGCGCUUCGUAUCUAUGUUUCCAUGUUGCGUGCCGGGGUUUUACCCGACCGUUACACUCUUCCCAUUGUCCUCAAAGCUGUGUCACAAUCUUUUGCCAUUCAGCUUGGACAACAGGUUCAUUCAUAUGGUAUUAAGCUUGGACUACAAUCCAAUGAGUAUUGUGAAUCUGGGUUUAUUAAUUUGUAUUGUAAAGCUGGUGAUUUUGAUAGUGCACAUAAGGUGUUUGAUGAAAAUCAUGAACCAAAGCUUGGUUCUUGGAAUGCUUUAAUAAGUGGGCUUUCACAAGGUGGACUUGCUAUGGAUGCUAUUGUUGUGUUUGUUGAUAUGAAGAGGCAUGGAUUUGAACCGGAUGGGAUUACCAUGGUUAGUGUCAUGUCUGCUUGUGGAAGUAUUGGUGAUUUGUACCUGGCGCUUCAAUUGCAUAAAUAUGUUUUUCAGGCGAAAACUAAUGAAUGGACUGUCAUUUUGAUGUCGAAUUCACUGAUUGACAUGUAUGGAAAGUGUGGGAGGAUGGACUUGGCUUACGAAGUAUUUGCGACGAUGGAGGAUAGGAAUGUGUCAUCGUGGACUUCUAUGAUUGUGGGUUAUGCAAUGCAUGGACAUGCAAAGGAGGCACUUGGUUGCUUUCAUUGUAUGAGGGAGUCGGGUGUGAAGCCUAAUUAUGUGACUUUUAUAGGAGUACUUAGUGCUUGUGUGCAUGGAGGGACUGUUCAAGAAGGAAGAUUUUACUUUGAUAUGAUGAAGAAUAUUUAUGGCAUAACACCUCAACUGCAGCAUUAUGGAUGCAUGGUAGAUUUGCUAGGUCGGGCGGGAUUGUUUGACGAUGCCAGGAGAAUGGUGGAGGAGAUGCCUAUGAAGCCAAAUUCAGUAGUAUGGGGGUGUUUGAUGGGUGCAUGUGAGAAACAUGGAAACGUGGAUAUGGCAGAGUGGGUAGCUGAGAAUUUGCAAGCAUUGGAACCUUGGAAUGAAGGGGUUUACGUGGUAUUGUCAAAUAUCUAUGCCAAUAAAGGCUUGUGGAAGGAGGUGGAGAGAAUAAGAUCCUUUAUGAAAGAAGGAAGGCUUGCUAAGAUUCCUGCCUAUAGCAUCACAACAAAUUCAGAUUGAAGAAUGAAGAUUCAAUAAUAAUUUAUUUUAGCAUUCGGUAUUUUACAAUCAAUUGUAUUUUAUGCAUAUAUAUCGAUCCUGACUUACAAUGUUGCUAUUCAGCUAUAUAUACACUCCAUAAACAGAAUAUAUUUCCAAAAUCAAUAUUUUUGGAUAAGAGUUGAAGACUGAAGUUAGGUUCAAGUAGCUUAUAAGAAAGUAGGGGAAUAUGAUUUGUAAAUUAGCUUCUCUAAUUAAAGAAUAAGCACUCCUUUAAAUUUUAUGAUUUUGUAAGGAAAUGUUUAAAUCUAGUGACAAAGAAUUCAGAAUCA